This is a messenger RNA of Cuculus canorus (common cuckoo), 2504 nucleotides long. RefSeq names its product asporin (gene ASPN). Lineage: Eukaryota; Metazoa; Chordata; Aves; Cuculiformes; Cuculidae. Gene Ontology annotation, molecular function: protein binding. The coding region runs from base 390 to 1505 and encodes 371 amino acids. The record is from RefSeq and is a predicted model, not a curated record. The transcript is spliced from 9 exons.
GCAGUGAUGAAAACCAUAUGACGGGUAACAAGUCAUCUUAAUAUCACUCUUCAGUACUAAGAUGGGCUAAUCUGAAGCAGCACUUUACUCUGGUAUCACCCACGGUGCCAGCAGGAUCAAGAAGUCUGGAAGUGAAAUUUUUCUUUAUAUUUACUUUCCAUUGCACAGAACUCAGCCUAACUUCCAUUUUCUCUAUUUUUUUAAUGUGAAAUAACUGGACAAGAAGAUCCCAGGUGGAUUACCAACGGCGCUUCCGGAAGGACUGUCACCUUGUAAGAAAUGAUGCCACAGGGAAGUUGACUGCAUGCAUCGGUAACAGAAGUGAUUUCUAAAUGUAACGUAGAGUCUUUUUAAGUCUUAAAAAUUCUGGCCAUCCUGGUUAAGACGACAUGAAAGAAUACACGCUCCUCCUCUUCUUGGCUCUGUGCUCUGCCAAACCUCUCAUUGAUCCUUCCUAUUUUACACUGAAGAAUAUGAUGCUCCAAGAUAUGGAAGAAGAUGAUGAUGACGACGAUGAUGACAAUUCUCUAUUUCCAACCACGGAACCCAUCAUGCCACUGAUUCCUUUUGAUCUGUUCCCAGUAUGCCCCUUCGGAUGCCAGUGCUACAUGAGAGUUGUCCACUGCUCUGACCUAGGUUUGACAUCCAUACCUCGCAACAUCCCGCCAGACACUCGCAUGAUUGACCUUCAAAACAACAAAAUCAAAGAGGUGAAGGAAAAAGAUCUCCAAGGACUCACAUCACUCUACGCACUGGCCCUGAACAACAAUAAAAUAUCCAAGAUCCACCCAAAAGCCUUUCAGCCAACAAAGAAGCUGCGACGGCUCUAUUUGUCCCAUAACCAGCUCACUGAGAUUCCAACAAACCUACCAAAGACUUUAGCAGAGCUCAGAAUUCAUGCCAAUAAGGUUAACAAGAUCCACAAGGACGCAUUUAAAGGAAUGAAGUCUCUCCAUGUUUUAGAAAUGAGCGCAAAUCCUCUUAACAACGAUGGAAUAGAGCCAGGGGCUUUUGAAGGAGUAAAUAUCUAUCACAUAAGAAUUGCAGAAGCUAAAUUAACUUCAAUUCCUAAAGAUUUACCCUCCAGUCUACUGGAACUUCAUUUAGAUGACAACAAGAUCACAGCUAUCGAACUUGAAGACUUCAACCGCUAUAAAGAUCUUCAAAGGCUAGGCCUUGGGAAUAACAAAAUCAAAGACGUGGAAAACGGAAGUUUGGCCAACAUCCCAAGUGUACGCGAAAUCCAUCUUGAAAAAAAUAAACUCAAGAAAGUUCCUCCUGGAUUACCUGAACUGAAAUACCUCCAGGUAGUCUUCCUUCACUCUAACCACAUUGCAAAGCUGGGUGUGAAUGACUUCUGCCCAACAGGACGAAGAAAGAAGAAAGCAUUAUACAGCGGCAUAAGCCUCUUCAAUAACCCCGUGAAGUACUGGGAGGUCCAGCCUUCAACGUUCCGCUGCAUUUUAGCAAGAAACAGCGUGCAGCUUGGGAACUUCCUCAAGUGACACCGAAACUGGUCAUUUCAAAAAGCAACUUGCCUAAAUCAGUUCUACGAUACUUGAAAUUCGCAGGAAAAUGCUAAUUUUACACUAUUUAACCAGUUUACAAAGUAUUUACUAUUGCAGAGAAAAUUAGAAACAGUAUGUUAGCAGGAUCCAUUGUGUUGCUGACAAUGUUCAGCUCCAUUUGAAUAAUUCAAACAAAAGCCUUUGCAUCUUACUGAAGGACUCUUGGAAGUGGAACUGGAAACUGUAUUUGAUGUUUCCUAUUACAGAUGUUAAAUUCUUUACUUAAAUCACAUAGCCUUGACAUAUUCUUUCUUUCAAAUGAAUUCCAAAACUUCAGUGGAAGUGGCUUUUUUCACAAUAAGAGCCUUUUCCUCUGCCAAAGAGCGUUGUAAGAGAAAUUGCCAAAACAAUUCUCAGACGUGAAGAACUUCUGGUGCCGUUUUGGAUAACCAAUACAAGGUAUGGCAUUGUGGAGGCUUUUGUCUCUAAACUACAACACGCUUUUGUAAUCCACUCAGUGAGAUAAAGGCAGGUUUCAUACCAAGAAUUAAAAUGCAAAAAGUCUUAAAAAGCUUUUGGUAUUUUUCCUGACAACCUUAAGAGGGAAAUGUCCUUCAACGUUUGCUAUCAAUGUAAUUUGAUGCACUCAGAACAUUAAAAAGUAGGAUUCAAGGUUUAUCAUAUGCUUCGAGCUUAAUAGGAAAGAUUAUUAAACUCCCUUUAGGCCAGCACAAACAUUUUCUUUUAUCUAUAAUAACUGUAAUCGUGCCUUUCAUUUAAUUAUUUUCCUCUUCUGUAUUUUGACAUCACACGGGUUAAGAAUCUCUCAUUAAAGUGAGUUUCUUAAAAAUGCUAAGUGCAAGCAGAUGGCUGGAACACAGCUGCCCUGACUUCUCAUGUGGGUCAGCACAUAGAACUCUCAAUACUGACAGUACUGUAUAAAAUGGAUAUUUUAUAUAUCUAUGUAGUGUAUAUUUGCUAUUGGGAUUCAAAAUA